Molecule: messenger RNA, 1377 nt
Organism: Indicator indicator
Lineage: Eukaryota; Metazoa; Chordata; Aves; Piciformes; Indicatoridae
Gene: ACVR1B
Product: activin A receptor type 1B
Exons: 8
Coding region: 16-1377 (453 amino acids)
Biological process (GO): cellular response to growth factor stimulus; nervous system development; protein phosphorylation
Cellular component (GO): plasma membrane; activin receptor complex
Molecular function (GO): ATP binding; activin receptor activity, type I; activin binding
Source: RefSeq, a predicted model, not a curated record
ACCGACGGCGCUUGCAUGGUCUCCGUCUUCAACCUGGAUGGGGUCAAACACCACGUCAGGACCUGCAUCCCUGAGGCCAAACUGAUCCCUGCUGGGAAACCUUUCUACUGCCUGAGCUCUGAGGACCUGCGCAACACUCACUGCUGCUACUCUGACUUCUGCAACAAGAUUGAUCUGAUGGUUCCCAGCGGACACCUGAAAGAUAAUGAACCCCCAUCGAGCUGGGGUCCUGUGGAGCUGGUGGCAGUGAUUGCUGGCCCUGUCUUCCUGGUCUCUGUGGUCAUGAUCGUUGUGGUCUUCGUCUUUCAUCACCACCAACGAGUCUACCACAACCGCCAGCGGCUGGACAUGGAGGACCCCUCCUGUGAAAUGUGCCUCUCAAAGGACAAGACCCUGCAGGACCUGGUUUAUGAUCUCUCCACCUCUGGCUCUGGUUCAGGGCUGCCGCUGUUCGUGCAGCGCACUGUGGCUCGCACCAUCGUCCUGCAGGAGAUCAUCGGCAAAGGUCGCUUCGGGGAGGUGUGGCGUGGCAGGUGGCGUGGAGGGGAUGUGGCUGUCAAGAUCUUCUCCUCCCGGGAGGAACGUUCCUGGUUCAGGGAGGCAGAGAUCUACCAGACGGUGAUGCUGCGGCACGAGAACAUCCUGGGCUUCAUCGCUGCAGACAACAAAGAUAAUGGCACCUGGACCCAGCUGUGGCUUGUCUCUGACUACCAUGAGCAUGGAUCCCUCUUCGACUACCUGAACCGCUACACAGUGACCAUUGAGGGCAUGAUCAAGCUGGCCCUGUCUGCCGCCAGUGGCCUGGCACACCUCCACAUGGAGAUUGUGGGCACUCAGGGAAAGCCUGGAAUUGCUCACAGGGACUUGAAGUCCAAGAACAUCCUGGUGAAGAAGAAUGGCACCUGUGCCAUUGCUGACCUGGGCCUGGCCGUGCGGCACGACUCGGUGACGGACACCAUCGACAUUGCCCCCAACCAGAGGGUGGGCACCAAACGGUACAUGGCCCCUGAAGUCUUGGAUGAAACCAUCAACAUGAAGCAUUUUGACUCCUUUAAAUGUGCUGACAUCUACGCCUUGGGCUUGGUCUAUUGGGAGAUUGCUCGGAGGUGCAAUGCAGGAGGUAUCCAUGAGGAGUAUCAGCUUCCCUACUACGACUUGGUGCCCUCUGACCCAUCCAUUGAGGAGAUGAGGAAGGUUGUGUGUGACCAGAAACUGCGACCCAAUAUCCCCAACUGGUGGCAAAGCUACGAGGCUCUGCGGGUGAUGGGCAAGAUGAUGCGGGAGUGCUGGUAUGCCAAUGGCGCCGCGCGCCUCACCGCCCUGCGCAUCAAGAAAACCCUCUCACAGCUGAGUGUCCAGGAGGAUGUGAAAAUCUAG